GAGGCUGACUGUCCUCAUUGUUUUCUCUCUAGCUGUUCAUCCACUUGAACAUUCAGACGUUUCUGUGUCUGCUCACUGACUCACUACAGAAAACAUUAUGAAUGGUAAGAAACAUACUUACCACAUGCAGAGAAACCACUGCAGGAACCUUCUCCCUCCUGGUGCCGGAGGGUCUGAUCUCUGCUCCAUUAGGAGGUUCUGUGGUUCUGUCCUCUGUGGCUUCCUCUUCCUUUGACCCAGAAGAGGUGUGCUGGUACCGACCCAAUCAUGUUCAGAGCCCGGUUCUGUUGUAUAAGUUUGGAAGAUCAACGAGGAGCCUGCAGACCCUCGGUACCGGGGCAGGGCAUUCUUUACAGCGGGACUACAGAAGGGAGACGCGUCCCUGAGACUGGAGAACCUCAAACUAGCAGACAGAGGAGAGUAUGUGUGCUACGUUCACAAUGGAAGGGAGUAUGAGGAGGCCAGCGUCAUAUUAACAGUCAGAGUCACAGGGUCUAUUCCAGUAAUGUCAGUUGGCAUCACUGAAACAAGAGGACAAGUGAAUGUUAGCUGUGCAUCAGAUGGAUGGUCACCUGAGCCCACACUCACCUGGAGAGACAAAAACACCCAGAGGAUCAAACAGAACUUCAGUCACAUCCCCUUUUAUGAUGAUGAAGGUUUAAUGGGAGUGAGUUCCUGGCUGCUCUACUCUUCCUCUGAGUCAGAGUGGCUCUCCUGCUUUGUGGGUGUGUCUGAUCAGGAGAGGAGAGAGGUCCGGAUCUUACCAUCUCCAGAGGACAGACUACAGACACAACAGCCCGGUCUGGUGGUUGGACGGCUGUCUUCAUUAUCACUCUGCUGCUCUUGUUGACACUGCUGAUUGGGAUGUUUAUUCUGUACAGAAAAGGUUUAAUCCAGUAUCCUGUGACUCCAACACAACAAGAUGGAGAGAGGCCCACAUGUGCUGGUGCAGAAGAGUCUUUACUGCCUAAAGGUAACAUUGAAGGGAAGCUGAAAACUGCAGACAAAGAUACAAACACAGCAGUGACAGAAUGGGCAGAGAAGGACACAAACACAAAUGAUUCCAUCCUUCUGACACCAGAAUGGGACUUAUUGAAAUCACAUACAGUUAAGAACAUCAGUCUGGACACUAGCACUGUCUCUCCCUUUCUGGAGUUGAGAGAUUUGGGAAAAGGAAACACAGAAGUGAGGUGUCCUGAUCCUCUGAAAGUCCUGGGCCAUGGGAACAGGUGUCCCCAUGUUCUGUGUAAGGAGAGAUUCAGAUCAGGAAAGCACUGCUGGGGGGUGAAGAUUUGGGAAGAAGGAAAAAAUAUUGAAGCUCAGAUUGACUCUGACAAAAUAAUUCAACAGAAGCAGUCGUGGUAUGUGGGGGUGUGCAGUGACACAGCAGAGCGAACACACAGAGUCCCUUUAACCCCAAAGAACGGCUUCUGGGUUCUUCAGUAUGAGAAAGGAACAGGACUCUUUGCCCACACUGACCCUCCAACUCCAGUGCAGGUGGCAACAGUGUUUAGAAGGCUGGGGUGUUUCUGGACUGUGACAAACACACUCUGUCCUUUUACAAUGUGGACACUAAAUCACAUCUGUGCACCUUUGAGAAUGUGA
This is a messenger RNA of Alosa alosa (allis shad), 1605 nucleotides long. RefSeq names its product butyrophilin subfamily 1 member A1-like. The transcript is spliced from 12 exons. Gene Ontology annotation, molecular function: protein binding. The record is from RefSeq and is a predicted model, not a curated record. Lineage: Eukaryota; Metazoa; Chordata; Actinopteri; Clupeiformes; Clupeidae. The coding region runs from base 865 to 1605 and encodes 246 amino acids.